UCAAUUAAGUUUCAUAGUUUAGGAAUAACUAAAAUACGCCAUGGUAACCAAAGAAACCGUGUUGAUAGCAAGCCUGACGGUGGCGCUCGUUACCGCGGUGGCCUAUAUGGCAGUCGCAAAUUCUAGCAGAGAAGCAUCUGGAAACGGUGUUAAAUUUCAAUAUCUCACCAAAACAUUGGCAAAAAUGAGUGACGAAACGGAAUCCUCUAAAGCGCUCGUAGCUUUCACGAAGUCGGAAUUUUUAACUCCAGAAAUCCUCAAAGUUGAUCAAAAUAUCUACGUUGCAAUAGGAUUUGCUCUUGGCAACAGCAUUAUGAUAGAAGGUGAUGACGGCAUUAUUAUUGUUGAUACAACGGAGGCUACCACAAGCAUGAAAAAAAUUUGGACGGAAUUUCGUAAAAUCACCAACAAGCCGCUCCGAGCAGUUAUAUACACCCAUUUUCACACUGAUCAUCACAUGGGUACCAGUUAUAUUCUUGAAGAGGAAAAGAAAGUUCGGCCAAACGCUACCAUUGACAUUUACGCUCAUGAAUUGACGAAAAUACUAAUGUUUGAAUUUUCUGACACAUAUGACAUCGGUAUCACACGUGGAUUACGGCAACUGGGAUCGAUAGUGCCUAAAAUUCCUAAUGCUCGUACCGGUGCUGGACUUGGACCAGAAUUACUUGUUGGCGUAGAUACAAAUCUUAUCAUUACCGCACCGACAAAAACCUAUUCAAAUCGAGCUUCCUAUAACGUAGCAGGUAUUGAAUUUGAACUUAUCCAUACACCCGGAGAGACGAAAGAUCAGACUACAGUUUGGAUACCGAAAAUUGGAGCUGUUCUCCCCGGUGAUAACAUCUACAAAACUUUUCCUAAUAUCUAUGCUAUACGCGGAAGUCCUACUCGCGAUGCAAAGAUUUGGUAUACCAGUUUGGAUAAAACAAGGGCGCUCGGUGGAAAGUAUCUUAUCGGCUCUCAUACCAGACCUGUGGAGGGAAAGGAAGAAGUCUACGAUACAUUGUUGAUCUACAGAGAUGCUAUUAAAUACAUCCACGACCAAACCUUAAGGCUGAUAAACAAAGGGUAUUUUCCAGAUCAAAUUGUCGAGAAAGUACAACUUCCAGAAAUGGUUAGAAAACAUCCAAAUUUACAGGAACAUUACGGUUCUGUACCAUGGUCUAUAAGAGGAGUCUUUGCCAGCUACUUAGGAUGGUUUAGCGGGAAUCCUAUUGAUUUGCAUCCUAUGCCGGCGUCCGAUCACGCAUCCAGAAUGGCGCGUUUGGUAUCUUACGCCCAGACUCGAAAGGAAUCACCCGGAGAAAUCAUGCUUCAAGAAGCACAGAUAUCUCACCAAAUUUCUCACAACCAUUAUACCGCUACAGGAAAACAUAUUCCAAGUGAUGACAAAUGGGCACUAGAACUAGCAGACGCUGUCAUAGAACUCAAUACAUUAGACAAGAAGAUGACGGAUGUUGCAAAGACGAUCAAGGUCAGUGCGCUCAGAGCAAUAGGUGUUGAACAAAUCACGGCGACAGGAAGAAACUAUUACCUUACAUAUGCUCUGGAGGUAGAGAAUAACCUAUCACUCGUGCGUUCGAAGGAAGCACUUGAAAUGGGUAUCAAAGAUUCUUCCGUCAGUCGAGUUCUCGAAAUACUUUGCUCUAAAGUUCGAGGUCUCGAAUGUCAGUAUCAAAACUACACAAUAGGACUUUCAUUCACAGAUAUACAGAAAGACUACGUAGUCAGCCUGCGUAACAGCGUAUGUGAUGUAUUCGAACCACCACCAGAAAGUAUCGUCCCCCAAGUUCAACUUUCCACCAAAUCGAAUGUGUACAAAGGGAUUGCCGCAGAAGAUCUGCAACUAGAUAAAGAAAUCGAAUUAGGAAAUGUGAAAAUUGACUAUGGAACUAUCGAUACUUACAAGCAGUUUCUGGAAUGUUUUGAUCCUCUAAAUUCCGUUUAACUAAAUAUGACAUAUUAUAUACCUAUAGUUGCCAGUUUAAUUUUUUGACCCCACGGUUCCAAACGAAAAUUCAUAACGAAUUAUUGUUUUAUUUUUGUCAUUUACUGUGUUACCUUAAUAAUCAAAUAACCCUAACCAUUCAAACAAUAUCUUAUAAAAUUUUAGAUUAGUCUUUUCUUCUACCUACAGCGAUUUUGAGUAUCGAGAUUUAAUAAUAGUCUUGUUAUAUAAAUAUAAAUGUCCAAUGUUCCUGUAUCAAACGGGUACAAAAGCGCCAAUUGUACACCUGAAACCCCAAGAACCAGAUUGGGGAUUUCUCAGUUCCACAACAUGUAUUCAAUAUCUGUAAGAUAACUAACUGUAAGAUUAGUUGCAAGGGAACAGUGAUGUCCAUCGUAAUUCUAGCGAAAUAUUUGAUCCCAGAUUCUAGACGCCCAUAGCAACAUAUUGUUGCUACAUAGACGUCAGUGAAUACAGGCUGGAGAUAGACAUCAAGUUUAUACGUAAGAGUACAUUAUUUUAACAAGAAUAAGUUCCUAUAAUAAAACUAUUCCCAUUUUGAAAUUAUGCCGGCCACUGGCAAAACAGUGAAUGCAUAAGAACUUGCAUCAAACAUAGUACAUAGAACUUCCCGUUCUGAGAAGAGACUGUUAAUUUGAGAAUGGCAAACAGAAGUCUUUUUUUGCGAUCAACGAACAUAUAUAACGAAACUAAUUUCUAGCAUAACCUAAUUCUUACUUGUUUAAAUGAUGAUGGAUGUUCAGGAUAGUUGUACGAGCUCGGUCUUGCGUACUCCAAUUUAGUGUCCCCAAAUACACAUAAUAAACAAGAGAGCAUUGCUCAAAUAUAUGGAAAAAAGGGCCAACACAAAAUGCGAUCGCG
Molecule: messenger RNA, 2827 nt
Organism: Styela clava
Lineage: Eukaryota; Metazoa; Chordata; Ascidiacea; Stolidobranchia; Styelidae
Product: linear primary-alkylsulfatase-like
Biological process (GO): dodecyl sulfate metabolic process
Molecular function (GO): linear primary-alkylsulfatase activity; protein dimerization activity
Source: RefSeq, a predicted model, not a curated record